Molecule: messenger RNA, 309 nt
Organism: Dibothriocephalus latus
Lineage: Eukaryota; Metazoa; Platyhelminthes; Cestoda; Diphyllobothriidea; Diphyllobothriidae
Source: the annotation of a GenBank genome assembly
GAGCCUUGGGAUAGCGGAAGAGAACUGCAUCAGGUUUCCCUGUACGUUGAUGACGAUGCCUCUAGUUACACGGAGGGCGACGAAGAAGGGGAAGCGAAUGAAACCGGGCCAGAGGCCUCAGGCGUUGACGAGGAGGCAGUGACCUCUUCUGGUGACCAUCCCUCGCCCUCCAACGAGGUUGGCCCACGGUCUUCGAGGGCCGGUACAAAGGCCCCCACCUUCCUCCAGUUUUCCGAGAUUGUCACCGAUCUGGACGAUCCACCCUCGCCCGCUAUCGAUCACAAGAAGCGAAACGUGAUUCAGAGUUGA